Molecule: messenger RNA, 1898 nt
Organism: Peromyscus leucopus (white-footed mouse)
Lineage: Eukaryota; Metazoa; Chordata; Mammalia; Rodentia; Cricetidae
Product: 60S ribosomal protein L24-like
Exons: 1
Coding region: 1224-1856 (210 amino acids)
Biological process (GO): cytoplasmic translation
Cellular component (GO): cytosolic large ribosomal subunit
Molecular function (GO): mRNA binding; structural constituent of ribosome
Source: RefSeq, a predicted model, not a curated record
GGAGAAGUCCUCAGCUCCAAAGAGAGCAAGCACACCAAACUUACAGCCCUGCAGUGAAGAAUUACUGCGGAGAACUCCAGGAUCUUUCUAAUCUGAGGCUUUCACCUUUUAGAUUUCCCUGAAGCCAUGCUUUAAAUUGUUCCAAUGACUAAGUCCAUUGCUUUCUUUUUGUGUGUUUAUUACAUGAGAAAAGGGUCUUCCUUGACAGACUGUAUUUUUUCUUUGCCUAAAUUGUUGUUAAUCUUUAUCUGUCGUUCAUCCACAAUCUCCUUUUGUUCUUUGUACACACCCAAACCUCUCUUAACUCUUCACUGUUCGGAAGCUUCAGGUAGGGUAAUAUAUAUACAUCAUGUGUCCAUUUGGAUGGAACAGUAAGUAACCAGUCAGGCCUAGCAGACUGUUGAAGAAAUUAUUGGUUUAUACCUUAGUUUUUCCUGUGUCUAUUCACUUCUUCGUUGCUGUUGUCAUAUUGCAGCAGACCAGUAGAUACAGCCCUGUUCCAGAAAACUCAAGAGAAACAGGCCAUCUUGUUGAAGUUGUCCCAUGAGGUCAGGUUUACUGGUCACUACUACAUACGCAGUUAUCUCCCACAUUUGAUCAUUGAUGUUAACACUGCAUCUGUAUACAGGAGAGAGCAACAUCAGAACCAUUCAGGCAUGGCAUCAUCCCAAAAGUUUAGAUUCUAGCACUUAGUAAAUCUCAAGCACUGUGAGUGGGUUGUCCCUCACAGUUCUCACCAGGGUAUUUCUUACCUAUGAACAACGAAUCCUGCUGUCCCAGUUCGCCUAUGAGAAGAUCUGGAUGUUCAAGCAACUUGUUGGAUUACACAGCUAGUGAUGAUAGGAGGCAGGAGUCAAACUCAAGUAGCUGCUGUCAGUGUGUAUACAGCCCUCAGUGUCUAUACAGCUUUCCAGUAUACAGUAUACAAUGAACUCUUUGUUUACACAGCUAGUGAUGAUAGGAGGUGGGAGUCAAACUCAAGUAGCUGCUGUCAGUGUGUAUACAGCCCUCAGUGUCUAUACAGCUUUCUAGUAUACAGUAUACAAUUGAACUCUUUGUUUACACAGCUAGUGAUGAUAGGAGGCAGGAGUCAAACUCAAGUAGCUGCUGUUAGCUUUAUUUUAGAAGAUUUGUGUGUGUUGUAAAAGAAUGUUUGUAAUUUGGCUAGCCCAUUCUGCCUGCAUACUCACAAACAGAAUAUAUGGAUAAUGGAAAAGUAAAGAAUGAGGCAGACAAAAUACCAAGCAUAUUUCAAAUCUGGUGUAGUUCCUGGCAUGGUUGGUGCUCCUCUGACUCAAGACUCUGGUCUCGAGUGUGGGUUUAAGAUAUCAUCCAAUGGAGCUCUUCGCCAUCUUCCCUCCGGCCGGCCGGCAGCGUCCGCCAUUAAGGUUGAGCUGUGCAGUUUCAGCGGCUACAAGAUCUACCCCGGACACGGGCGGCGCUACGCCAGGACCGACGGGAAGGUUUUCCAGUUUCUUAAUGCAAAAUGCGAGUCCGAGUUCCUUUCCAAAAGGAAUCCUCGGCAGAUAAACUGGACUGUCCUCUACAGAAGAAAACACAAGAAGGGCCAGUCAGAAGAAAUUCAAAAGAAAAGAACCCGCCGUGCAGUCAAAUUCCAGCGAGCUAUCACUGGUGCAUCUUUUGCUGAUAUAAUGGCCAAGAGGAAUCAGAAACCCGAAGUUAGGAAAGCUCAGCAGGAACAGGCUAUCAGGGCUGCCAAGGAAGCAAAAAAGGCUAAGCAAGCGUCCAAGAAGACAGCAAUGGCUGCUGCCAAGGCCCUUACCAAAGCAGCACCUAAACAAAAGAUUGUUAAGCCUGUGAAGGUCUCUGCUCCCCGAGUUGGUGGAAAAUGCUAACUUGGUAGAUCAGAGUUUUGAAUAAAGAUCAAUCUCUAACUC